AUAUCUUAAAUCUGCCAAGUAUUGUUUAUAUAACAAUGAGCUUAGAAAGUUUAAUUAUAAAUAAAAAGUUACAUCUGAAAUCUUGUAAAACUGUUGUAACUAAUAUGCUUGGACAAAGGUACGAAGAAAUUGAUGGUGAAAAGAAAGAAUUACCAGCUGGAGUACCAUUUGUGGUAGAUAAUAAGCCUGAUUUUCAAAUCAGUCAAAUAAUUUCUGGACUAUUUCUGAGUUCGCAAGAUCCUGUUGUAAGUAAAGAAAUUUUACAAGAACAUGAUAUUCAUCACAUUUUAAGUAUCGGUAUUAACGUAACGGUAAAAUUUAAUGGGAUUAAAUAUUAUAACUGUGAUUUAUUAGAUCUGCCUGAAUCUGAUCUAAUUGUAGCAGUAAAAAGAUGUUAUAAAAUUAUACACGAAAAUCGUCAUGAAAAUAUUCUUGUACAUUGCAAUGCCGGUGUAUCUCGUUCACCAGCAAUUAUUAUUUCUUAUUUAAUAAUUUCCGAAAAGUUAUCUUACAGUGAUGCUUAUGCCAAAGUGAAAAAAUUGAGAAAUUACAUUAAACCUAACGAAGGAUUUGUAAAACAAUUAAAAAUGUUACGAUCCUCAUCUAUUUUCCAAUAAAUAUAUUAAAUUGACAAAGUAA
Osmia lignaria (orchard mason bee) is the source of this 639-nucleotide messenger RNA. RefSeq names its product dual specificity protein phosphatase 19. Gene Ontology annotation, molecular function: JUN kinase phosphatase activity. Gene Ontology annotation, cellular component: cytoplasm. Gene Ontology annotation, biological process: regulation of MAP kinase activity; protein dephosphorylation. Lineage: Eukaryota; Metazoa; Arthropoda; Insecta; Hymenoptera; Megachilidae. The record is from RefSeq and is a predicted model, not a curated record.